This is a messenger RNA of Antechinus flavipes (yellow-footed antechinus), 951 nucleotides long. Its product is annotated as olfactory receptor 8D1-like. Gene Ontology annotation, molecular function: G protein-coupled receptor activity; olfactory receptor activity; odorant binding. The transcript has a single exon. Bases 16 to 951 code for a protein of 311 amino acids. Gene Ontology annotation, cellular component: membrane. Gene Ontology annotation, biological process: sensory perception of smell; G protein-coupled receptor signaling pathway. The record is from RefSeq and is a predicted model, not a curated record. Lineage: Eukaryota; Metazoa; Chordata; Mammalia; Dasyuromorphia; Dasyuridae.
UGGAGAAGAUUAACAAUGAGAAAUAACACCAUUGUGACAGAAUUUAUCCUUUUGGGCUUAACAAACCAAACAGAGCUCCAGAUACCACUCUUCCUUUUGUUUCUAGGAAUCUACUUAGUCUCCAUGGUGGGGAACCUCAGCUUGAUUUUAUUAAUCUGGGUCAGUUCUCAACUCCAUACUCCUAUGUACUAUUUCCUCAGUAAUCUGUCAUUCAUAGAUUUCUGCUAUUCCUCUGUCAUUACACCUAAAAUGUUGGAGAAUUUUGUAUCAGAGAAGAAUAUAAUCUCCUAUUCAGGAUGUAUGGCUCAAUUUUUUUUCUUCCUUUUCUUUGUGAUUUCUGAAUUCUACAUGUUGACAGCUAUGGCCUAUGAUCGUUAUGUUGCCAUCUGCAGACCCCUGCUGUAUAAUGUCACCAUGGUGCCAUGGUUCUGCUCCCUCUUGGUGGCAGGUGUAUAUAUAAUGGGAGUCAUUGGAGCUAUUGUUCAUACAAGCUGCCUAGUGAGAUUAUCAUUCUGUAGGGACAAUACUAUCCAUCAUUACUUCUGUGAUGUUCUUCCUCUUCUGAAACUUUCCUGUACCAGCACCUAUAUCAAUGAGCUUUUGGUGAUGAUUGUUGGUGGAUUUAAUUUGUUAGCCACAACUCUGCCCAUCUUGAUUUCUUACACUUACAUUCUUCUGAGCAUCCUUCGAAUACCUUCUACAAAGGGCCGCUAUAAAGCCUUUAGCACCUGUGGAUCCCAUCUGGCAGCUGUUUCUGUAUUUUAUGGUUCUAUCAUCAUCAUGUAUUAUAUACCAACUUCCAACAGUGUGACUCAAGAAAAAGUAGGCUCAGUGUUUUAUACUACAGUGAUCCCAAUGUUGAACCCUUUGAUUUACAGCCUGAGGAACAAAGAUGUAAAGGAUGCAUUAAGGAAAUUCAUGAAGAGCAGAAUGUUUUCAAGGUCCACAUAA